GUGGUGCCGUGGUGGUAGUGACUAGCUUACGAGUCACGAUCCCUCCCCCCACUCUCCUCAUCACUUCUCUCUCUACUUUCUCUCUCCUCACUUUCAGAAAAACAAAAAAAGCGCUGAAAAAGAAAUCAAUCAAUCAUUCAAUGUUACAAUUCCACUCGUCAAUAAAUUUAUUCAAUCCCUACAUUUAAUUAUUCCUCUUCAAAUUCUUCUCGAUUUUUUCAUCAGAUUCAAAAUAGUUAGUAUGAUUUCUCAUAAUUGAUUCAAUUAAACCCUAAUUUUCAACCAUUGUUGAAUUUUCCCAAGCUCAAUUUUCAGUCAAAAAUGGCGCAAACAGAAGUAUACGCGCCGAAAUCAGGUCAGCUAUGGAAGACGGUGAUGAACUGGUUAGCGUUCUUGUUCCAGAUCUUUGUUCAGAUCAUUCGAGGUACUCCUUCCAUGUCGCAAGUCUUCAAUAACAUAGGUUUCAGCCAUGGCGGACAGACUUCUUUUCUCUCUCCUCCAACUUCUAAUUCUUCUACUACCGGUUUUAAGCCUCUCCCUGUUGUUGAGAUUCCUCUUCACGCUUCCGCUGCUACUGCCGUCGAUAUCAAUGCUGCUGAUGGUGGUGAGGCUGGUGAUGCUCCCAGUGUUCGUCUUUCGGGCAAGCUCACUGUUGUACUUGAUCUGGAUGAAACACUAGUAUGUGCAUAUGAGACCUCUAGUUUACCACCAACACUUUGUACACAGGCGACAGAAGCAGGUCUGGAUUGGUUUGAGCUGGAAUGUGUAUCGUCAGAUAAGGAAUGCGAAGGGAAGCCCAAAAUCAGUUAUGUGACAGUGUUUGAACGUCCUGGGUUAAAUGAAUUCUUGGAGCAACUUAGUGAAUUUGCAGAUUUGAUUCUUUUCACGGCUGGUCUAGAAGGUUAUGCUAGACCUCUUGUUGACAGAAUUGAUGUCGACAAUCGGUUCAGUCGUCGCCUGUAUCGGCCAUCGACUACUAGCACGGAGUAUCGGGAUCAUGUGAAGGAUCUAUCCUGCAUCUCACCGGAUCUAGGCAGAGUAGUUAUUGUUGACAACAAUCCAUUCAGUUUCCUAUUGCAGCCACUAAAUGGGAUUCCAUGUGUACCGUUUUCUGCAGGACAGCCACAUGAUGAUCAGCUUCUUGAAGUCUUACUUCCGCUCCUGAAGCACCUCUCGCUUCAGGAUGAUGUUAGGCCUGCCUUGUAUGAAAAAUUCCAUAUGCCGGAGUGGUUCCAAAAGCACGGAAUCCCUUCCUCUAGUUGGACAUCGUAGUGGCAGCCUGAAAGAGGAUUAUUCUUUGGCAGGUGAUUUAUGCAUUUUGGAAACAUGUAUUCAUUAAACUUGUAUAGUGAAACUCUAAGAAGGGGCCAUUUAUCUGAUUCUAAAAUCACUCCACCCCCCAACGAAAUUUCAAUGCUACAAUUGUGAUCAAAAUUUAAUUUUUUUUCUUUUCCUUUUCUGUAUGUAGCUUGAUUGGAGAUUAGAUUCUUCUGUAACUUUGUAUGCCUUUAGGGUUUUCCUUGUAGUCUUGUAAACCUUGUAUGUAUGCUCAUUUUUCAGCUAAUAAAUAUAUGCAGUUUCAGCU
This is a messenger RNA of Spinacia oleracea (spinach), 1585 nucleotides long. RefSeq lists its product as uncharacterized. Lineage: Eukaryota; Viridiplantae; Streptophyta; Magnoliopsida; Caryophyllales; Amaranthaceae. The record is from RefSeq and is a predicted model, not a curated record. The coding region runs from base 322 to 1272 and encodes 316 amino acids. The transcript has 6 exons. Gene Ontology annotation, molecular function: phosphatase activity.